This is a messenger RNA of Clunio marinus, 1997 nucleotides long. The record is from the annotation of a GenBank genome assembly. Lineage: Eukaryota; Metazoa; Arthropoda; Insecta; Diptera; Chironomidae.
UGGAUAAAGAAUUACCUAUAAAGAACAAGCCUUGUUAAAUUGUCUCAAUCAUUAAAUUAUUUGUAUUGACCCUUUAGUAUAAUGAAAUUUGCUGUAGUAAUAAUUUUGUGAUUAAGAGAGAAUUUUCAGCAUUAUAGAAUAUGGUUGUUGCAAAUGGUGAAACAUCAUUAAAUCAUUUUUAUAAAAUGCAACCUACUAGCAUGACUCCAAAAGAACUAUCAGAAAAUGACGAUUUAGCAACAUCGCUAAUUUUGGAUCCUAUUUUGGGCUUUCAAACACAUAAAAUGAACACCAGAUAUAAACCACUUAGGGUAAAAAAUGACGAGUUGAAGAAAAUGCUAGCAGAAUUCAUUAAAUCUCAAAACUACGAAGAAACUUUUCGAAAGAUUAUGGGUGGUGAAUGGAUUCCUAGAACAAUUAACAAUAAAAGCAAAGUAUCACAUAAAAGACUUCAAGCUCAUAUUUAUCGCUAUUUGCGUGUUUUUGAUCGUGAAUCUGGAUUUGUGAUUGAGCCUUGCUAUCGGUAUUCAUUAGAAGGACAAAAAGGAGCAAAAAUAUCAUCAACAAAAAAGUGGUACAAAAAUGAAAAAAUAGAAUGCUUGGUUGGUUGCAUUGCCGAACUGUCUGAAGAAGAAGAAAAAGCUCUUCUACAGCCUGGGAAAAAUGAUUUUUCCGUCAUGUAUAGCUGUCGAAAAAAUUGCGCUCAGUUAUGGCUUGGACCCGCUGCAUUUAUAAAUCAUGAUUGUAGAGCUAAUUGCAAGUUUGUUCCCACUGGAAGAGAUACAGCUUGCGUUAAAGUUUUGCGUAAUAUUGAAGAGGGAGAAGAAAUUACAUGUUUUUACGGUGAAGAUUUUUUUGGUGACAAUAACUGUUAUUGCGAGUGUGAAACUUGUGAAAGACGAUGCAGUGGAGCGUUUGCCAAAGAAAAAUCUUCAGAAGAAAAACUUUCGGGUGGAUAUCGAUUACGAGAAACAGACAAUCGUAUAAAUCGACGAAAGGUUUCGAGAAGUAGCACAUCUAAUGAUGAUAAAGUUAAUUCAAUUGGAAUGUCGCUUUUACCGGAAGUUCAAAUGAGUUUUAAAGAAUUGCGUAAACGCUGCACGAAGUACGAUGCAGAAAUGAUAAUCGCUCAGCAGCCUUCAAAAAGCGACGACACCGUAUUAAAUGAAGAAAUCUCUCCCUCUAACCAUUUAAAUCAGACUAAUAACAUGUAUGCUACUGCCAAUAUUAAUAGAGUUACAAGGUCUAGACGUCAGAACUGUAUUGAAUCAUCUGAAAGCUCAACGAAGAAACGACUCCGUAGUAAUAUGACAACAUUUCCUGGAACAUCUUCCAGUGACUGUGAUAAUGAAGAUGAAGGUAAUCAUGAAAAUGCCGAAGAAAAUAGCACUUCAAGUAUUGAACAAAAUUUGAACAAUGUACGAUCAUUUGCAUCACAAAAGCAACACGCAAGAAAAACAAUGCAUAAUGGAGAGGAUUUUUUAAGAAAAAGAAAAUCAAAAUCAACAAGAUCCAGUGAGAGCGAAAGUUCCUCGUCGUGGGAGAAUAAACAAUCCUCUUUAGUUAACAAAAAUAAGGCUGAAUAUGGAGAAAGUAUUUUAUCGAUCAAUGACCAAUAUCCGAAAACUCCUGAGAGACGUUUAAAAUUGACAAUUCGUGUUAAAAGAAGUCCGACAACAAGCAACAGCAAUAGCUGUUCGAGUUUUCAGCCAGAUUUUGAUUUCACUAAUAACGGAUUGUCUGGAGGAAGUGAUGAUAAUGAACUUCAAUACGAAAUAUUAAGAACUGAAGGAAUAACAAGCGAUUUAAGUGAAAGUGAAUCAGUUCCAUCGUUACAUUUAGAUAUGAUAAAUAAGAAACCUAAGCAUAAGAAGAAACGUAAGCAUAAGAAAAAUAAUGUAAAUAGAAAUACAAUCUAUGAGUUUAUAGUAAAAUUUGAAAACUUUGUUCUCAUUGAUGCAAGUUCAAAGGACUUAGACAUAAGUUCAACUGAAUGA